AAGACAGCAUCUUUAAGAGGCCUUCCAAAGCCAUCGACGAGCUCCUCCUCUAUUUCGCUCUCUCUCUCUCUAAAGUCCUUGUGGUUUUCUCUCUCUCUACAAUCUCAUCCUCUCCGAUUCGUCCUAUUCUCGAUCCACCACUCAUCACCACCACUGCAACCAUGAGCGAUGAGGGAGAAAAGACUUGUCCUCUCUGUGCUGAGGAGAUGGAUUUGACGGAUCAGCAAUUGAAGCCUUGCAAAUGUGGUUACGAGAUCUGUGUUUGGUGCUGGCAUCACGUAAUGGACAUGGCUGAGAAGGAUGAGACAGAAGGGCGGUGUCCAGCAUGCCGUACUCCCUACAACAAGGAAAAGAUUGUAGGGAUGGCAGCAAAUUGUGAAAGGUUGGUGGUUGAGAUGAAUAUGGAGAGAAAAGUAAAGCCACAAAAGGCAAAAGGUAAAACAUCUGAAGGAAGAAAGCAACUUAGCAGUGUGCGAGUGAUUCAACGAAAUCUUGUCUACAUUGUGGGGUUACCUCUUAAUCUGGCAGAUGAAGACCAGCUUCUCCAGCGGAGAGAGUAUUUUGGUCAGUAUGGAAAGGUGCUGAAGGUGUCUAUAUCUCGGACAGCCGCUGGUGCUAUUCAACAUUUUGCAAACAAUACGUGUAGUGUAUAUAUUACUUACUCAAAGGAGGAGGAAGCGGUUCGAUGUAUUCAAUCAGUGCAUGGGUUUACCUUGGAUGGUAGAUCAUUGAGGGCAUGCUUUGGAACCACAAAGUAUUGUCAUGCCUGGCUGAGAAAUGUGCCUUGCAGCAAUCCUGAUUGUCUGUAUUUGCACGAGAUUGGCACACAAGAAGAUAGUUUCACUAAAGAUGAAAUAAUAUCAGCAUACACAAGGAGUAGAGUUCAACAAAUCACUGGUGCUGUAAAUGAUAUGCAAAGGCGUUCAGGGAAUGUUCUACCACCACCAGCAGAUGAGUACUGCAUUAACAGCUCUGUUUCUUCAGGAAAACCUAUUAGUAAAAGUGCUUCAAAUGUUGCAUCUGACUGGCAGAAUCCAGCAAGCAGUGUCAAAGGUUCUCCGCCAAAUAGCAGCUCUGGUCGAUCUGUUGCUCUCCCAGCAGCAGCCUCAUGGGGAACUCGACCUUCUACUAAUGGUCAGCCACCAUCUCCAAGUUUAAUAUGUUCAAAUGGACCUUCAAAACAGAAGCCUGAAACAUGCAGUGGUUCUGUGGCAUUUUCAACAGCAGUUGCAGGCACAGCUCAGGUUCCUCUAUUGCAUGGUGAUGUUGGAAAGAAGCUUGUUCCUUUUGAAGGCCGGACAAUUCUACAUAAAGGUAAACAGGAGCCACUUGAACCUGUUAGACAGAAUGUAGGCACAGAUCAUCAAACAACUACUUCUGAGGCUCCUGACACUCCAGGACUUCCUGAUAUGUCAACUGUGAAUGGUCAGUUACAUUCUCCACUAGCAUCAGAGGAUAAGGAUAGAUGCAUCAGUGUAGCACCUGAUAAUACAAAUUCUUUUGAUCUUUGUGGGCAAUCUUAUUCUUCUGGUUCAGACAAAGACCUGAAUGUUUCUGCUAAUGGAAAUAUUCAGAAUUUAUGCUCUGAUGUGGCAUCAAUGAACAUUGAUAAACGUCCUAUGGGUGAACAUUAUGGGGAUAACAGGCCUAAUAGUUUACUUUCUGAUAAUACCUUGGUUAAUUCACCUCGAAAUCAAGGGUUACAACAAUGCUAUACUGAGCAAUUUAGGGAACCAUCAACGGCACAUGUCCUUGGGAAAGCUGUGGCAUCUACUGAUGAUAUUUAUGUUACAAGAGAUCAAUCAGAUUGGAGAUCAGAUUCUGUUACAAGAGAACAGUCUGAUUUGAGAUCGGAUUCCCAAACUCAAGUAGCAAACACAGAUUCUCAAGUCACAUUUCCUGACGUGGAAGAGGAUUUGCAAUAUUUUGAAGAUCAGAGACUCAAGGAUCCAGAAGUCAUUACUAACAAGAGCUACUUUACUCAUGCAUCUCCCUCCUUUCCUCUCUCUAAUCAUUCUAGGGUUUAUUCUCUUAAGCAGAAUGAGCCUUAUGGUUCAACUAGUUUCAACCUAGAUCCUCAAAUGUUAGAUAAGAAAGUUGACAAAGGCUCACUGCUGCAUCCAUCUGGUGUUCCAGCAGUACGUAAUGGGUUCCCUGAGGAUAUAGUCAGUAGUUCUGUUGAUUCAGACAGGGCAGUUGAAUAUUCAUAUUUGCUUCCAAAUGAAGUGAAAAAGAAGCACGUUGGGAGAUUUGUAGGUGAAGCAGCCAAUGCUAACCAAAAUGUUGCUACAGAUAUGGGAGAGAACAGCAUAAUUUCAAAUAUUUUGUCCAUGGACUUUGAUGUAUGGGAUGAGUCAUUAACUUCACCUCAGAAUUUGGCUAAAUUGUUGGGUGAAACUGAUAGACAGCAAAGAUCUCUUAAAUUAUCAAAUUCCUGGAAAGCGCAAAACAGCAGUCAGUCCAGGUUUUCUUUUGCAAGACAGGAGGAAUCUAAAAAUCAAGUAUCUGAUGUUGAACCAUCUUUGCAUAAUAUUGGGCAAGUGCUGAAGGAUCGUCCGUUAAGCCAUGGUUUUCCAGAAAGCAGAGAUUUCAAUUUUGAUAAGUUUGGUGAUAGUAAUGGUUUCUCUACAUUUAACAUUGAGGAAUCUGAUAAUUUUGCGAACAGCCACUCUUAUAUAUCUUCUAACAAGCUUUCAGGUUCAAGAGCUCAAAUUUUUGCCCCUCCUGGAUUUUCAGCUCCCACUUCCAGCAGAGCACCACCCCCAGGCUUUCCUUCUCAUGAGAGAAUGGAACCAACUUUUGAUGCCAUGUCUGGGAAUCAUUUGCUUGAUGCUUCGUCCUUGUUGAGAAAUCCAUAUCAGGCACCGCUAACAGGUAAUAUUGGUAGUGCUGGGGACAUUGAAUUUAUGGAUCCUGCGAUUUUGGCAGUAGGCAAGGGGAGACUUCCGGGUGGGCUUAAUAAUAAUGCUGCCGGCUUAGACAUGAGAUCAAACUUUCCUCCACAAUUAAAUGCCUUUGAAAAUGAGGCUAGGCUUCAAUUGUUGAUGCAAAGAUCUCUUUCUCCACUACAGAACCACAGAUUUGCUGACAUGGGUGAUGGUUAUAAUACACAUAGUGAUGCUUACAGAGUUCCCUCGAGGAUUAUGGAGCAAACACUAGCCAGCAAUCUAUCCCCAUUUCCACAGCUCUCUCGUCAACAGUCUAGACCUGCGCUAAUGUCAAAUGGUCAGUGGGAUGGUUGGAAUGAGGUUCAGAGUGGAAAUGAUCUGGGUAUGUCAGAACUCCUUAGAACCGAGAUUUUGGGAUAUAACAAGGUCUACAAUGGUUAUGAGGAUUCGAAGUUUCGGAUGCCCAGUUCAGGCGAUAUAUACAACAGAACGUAUGGGAUUUGAUGUGUAGUGAAUUGAUUUAUUUGCCUUGGCAUAUAGAGGUGUAAACUGAGAAACAGAAGAAUCAUGUCGAAAUUGAUGGCCUUGCUCGAGAAAGAUGAAACAGUCCCUUGAUUUGGUCUGACUUUGUGGAUUGUGGUAGAAGGAUCAAACCCUCCGAAACUGGGGUUGCCGGAAACCAGCAGAUGUAAGCCUGAGAUCUUUGUUUGCUACAAAUGGUUGAUUGACGGGUGUGCUGUAUAUGAUCAGACUGGUAAGUUAUACUUGAGACAUCGAGUGUUUUGUUUUGCUUCCAAUUAAAGAAAAUAAUGAUAAUCAAGAUGUAAUAAUGAAUAUAGAUAAAAUUGGAAAUCGGUUUUGUUUUUUGUUUCAUUCUUUUGGCCAAUGGUUAUAUGGGCUACCGAGCAAGAGGGGUAUGAAUGUCAGUUCAGUUGUCACAAUGUGAAUUGUUUUUUUAAGUUGAUUUUUGAAGAGUUGGAAUAGAUCAGUCUUACCCUUUUUUCCUCCCCCA
This is a messenger RNA of Camellia sinensis, 3900 nucleotides long. RefSeq lists its product as uncharacterized. Gene Ontology annotation, biological process: protein ubiquitination. Gene Ontology annotation, molecular function: ubiquitin-protein transferase activity; RNA binding. Lineage: Eukaryota; Viridiplantae; Streptophyta; Magnoliopsida; Ericales; Theaceae. Gene Ontology annotation, cellular component: CCR4-NOT complex. The record is from RefSeq and is a predicted model, not a curated record.